Messenger RNA from Brassica napus (rape), 981 nucleotides. Its product is annotated as soluble inorganic pyrophosphatase 6, chloroplastic-like. Gene Ontology annotation, biological process: phosphate-containing compound metabolic process. The record is from RefSeq and is a predicted model, not a curated record. Gene Ontology annotation, cellular component: cytoplasm. Bases 90 to 974 code for a protein of 294 amino acids. NCBI's taxonomy places the organism in Eukaryota, Viridiplantae, Streptophyta, Magnoliopsida, Brassicales, Brassicaceae. The transcript has 5 exons. Gene Ontology annotation, molecular function: inorganic diphosphate phosphatase activity; magnesium ion binding.
ACAAUUACAAAACCCACGUGAUCUGUUAACUGAUUCGUCUUGUCCGAAGUAAUAGAAAGUGAAACGAAAGGCCAAUCUUCUCCACAACAAUGGCGGCCACAAGAGUGAUGAUGACUGCAGCUCAAACCACCUCGUGCUUCCUCGCCAAACGAGCUUUCCUUCUCCCAGAGAAAACAUCACACGGCGCUCUAUGCUUCAACAAAAGAGCUUUAGCUUUGAAAUCGAAACGACCCUUCUCUUGCAGUUCCAUAUACAACCCUCACGUUAAGGUUAAAGAAGAAGGUCAACCCGAAACACUAGAUUAUCGUGUCUUCUUCCUCGAUGGCUCUGGAAAGAAGGUUUCUCCAUGGCAUGAUAUACCGUUGACCUUAGGAGAUGGAGUUUACAACUUUAUAGUUGAAAUCCCUAAAGAGUCCAAAGCCAAAAUGGAGGUUGCUACUGAUGAAGCUUCCACUCCUAUUAAACAAGAUACUAAAAAAGGAAAGCUCAGAUACUAUCCAUACAAUAUAAACUGGAACUAUGGGUUGCUUCCACAGACAUGGGAAGAUCCAUCUCGGGCUAACUCUGAAGUUGAAGGAGCUUUUGGUGAUAAUGAUCCAGUUGAUGUUGUUGAGAUUGGUGAAGCCCAAAGGAAGAUAGGGGAAGUUUUAAAAAUCAAGCCUUUGGCUGCUUUAGCUAUGAUUGAUGAAGGAGAGCUAGACUGGAAGAUUGUUGCUAUUUCAUUGGAUGACCCUAAAGCUCAUCUUGUCAAUGAUGUUGAUGAUGUUGAGAAACAUUUCCCGGGUACAUUAACAGCCAUUAGAGACUGGUUUAGAGACUACAAGAUCCCAGAUGGGAAGCCUGCUAACAGAUUCGGUCUUGGAGACAAACCAGCUAACAAAGACUAUGCAUUGAAGAUAAUCCAUGAAACAAAUGAAUCAUGGGCUAAGCUUGUGAAGAGAUCAGUUGAUGCUGGAGACCUUUCACUUUUCUGAACAGUUU